GGAGUGGUUACGGGGAGGGGUGUGUCGUCGCGAGGAAGGGGAUCAGUCGCGUGUUUGCGUCAUAUGUCAGUCUUGGCUGUCAAUGCAAAAAAAAAAAAGAAAAACACUGGACUUACCAUCAAAAAUAAAAUCAAACUCUCUGAAGUUAGGUGUUACGUCGGAUGAAUUUAAUGGGAUGAAAUUUAUAAAUCUAUGUGCUUCCCGGACGCUGAUUGUUACAAUCUGAAUAAUGAAUAGCGGCACACGGCGCUUGGUGGCAAGGUGGUAAGAGCCAGUGACAUAGGUCUGGGGCUGCUGGAAAUCGAAAUAGAUAUUUAGCUGUUAGAGGCUAGCUAGGAAGACCCAAGGAAGUGCCAAGAAAGUACGAAGACAACAGCGAAGAAGCAAAUAUCGUUUAAACAAAGACAAAUGAAACUGCUACCAGCUGAGAGAUGGAGAUGAGAGAGCUGAGCGUGGUGGUUGGCAGCUUCGUGGGCUUCCAGCUGCUCUUCUCUGUGGCCAGUCCCCGGCUCUCACCGGCCGUGGCCACUGGCUACAGCCGCCUGCCAUCAGCCAAGCGUCCCGAGUGGAACUCCAGGCUGGUGUCCACUGUCCACGCCCUCAUCGUAGGCCUCUUCUGCCUCUACAUCCUGUGGUUCGAUGAUGCCGUCAAUGAGGACCCCGUGUGGGGGGACCCCACGCUGGUCAAGCUCAAUGUGGCAAUAACGUGCGGCUACCUUCUGUAUGACCUCCUGCUACUGGCCUGCAACUGGAGCACCAUGGGAGAUGGCUUCUUCGUGUGCCACCACCUCGCCGCGCUCUACGCUUACGGAUACGUCUUGAAUCGUGGAGUGCUGCCGUAUUUCGCCAACUUCCGCCUCAUUUCGGAGCUGUCUACUCCGUUUGUCAACCAGAGAUGGUUUUUCGAGGUCCUCUCCAUCCCACGCACCAACCGCCUGGUGGUGGCCAACGGUAUGAUGAUGACGCUGGUCUUCUUCCUGGUCCGCAUCGCCGUCAUCCCCUCCUACUACACCCGAGUGGGGGCUACCUUCGGGACCCCUGCCUUCGUCCGCUUGGGAAUGGGACCCCAGGUGGCUUGGAUCGUCUCCAGCGUCUGCUUGGACAUUCUGAACACCAUCUGGAUGUACAGGAUCGCCAGGGGCUGCUACAGGGUCCUGACAGGGCGAGGCAGGGCGGGCAAAGGUGGCCCCGACAUCAAGCAAAACCAUAGCAGUGACCUCAACAAUCACACAGACUGAGGCCGGCGCACGGGAGAUCGAUUCUCUAGGUGUGGUCCCACCCUCAACGAUGAAUGACCUUAACCUUGGGAUUCCUAUCCUAUUAGGCAGUAUUCACGCAUGCCCCCUCCCCUCCUCCCCCUCCUCCCCCUCACUGAUGAGCCAGCCAGCCGCCCACGUCAUCUCAGAUGCCAAGAUGCCUCUCACCCCGUCGCCUUGCCCCCUUCCCGGAGAAGCAACCCAUCCACCUGCAUGCGGGCUUCUGGGACGGCUUAAGCUCAGCUCCACCGUAACGAAACUCCAAGUGCCUGGACAGCUGUACCCGGGGAGGGCCUUAGAAACAGCCAGACUGCGAACCCCCGCGACCCGGACGAGGAGACUGCGGGAGGAGGGGCGGACGGGAAGCCAUUCAGGGAAACUGGGUCGACCUCGUGGCCCACGUCGCCGAGUCCGACGUGAAAGCAGUCAGUCUCAAAAAGCGUCCCUGAAUCCGCUCGCGUCAUACCCGUGAGUCUCUGCUGCUUACCGUCUUCCUCGUGGGGGGAAAAAAUCUCCGACAACGUCUUCCGCUGUCUGUCACACUGCUGACAAAUCUUACAAACCCGCUCUCUCAUCACGCUUCUGAGUUCUUUUGUUUUUUUUGUACGAUCUCAGAUAUUGGGGGCGGGUACAUUUACUCUUCAUACCUCUCAGACUGCUCGUGUGUAUUUUUUUAUGCAUGUUUAGGAUUCUCCUGGACCUCGAGGCUACGAGGGACAGGUGGGCAGGUCGCGCUCUGCCUGCUGAUGUGCUGAACCGUGCUGCGUGUAGGAGAGUCAUUCAGUGUUUCAGAGGGAGUUCUGUCGUAGUAGGGUGUAUGUAAGUUGCGGUGAGGUGGGAAGGUGCCUUGUCAAAGCCGUUUUUGGUGCUUUUCGGUCUUCUGGCCUGAAUUAUAAAGGGAUCUGCUGUGAAGGGAUGUAUCGGUAGUUUUCUUCUCUCUCUCUCUCUCUCUCUCUCUCACUUUUUCUUUCCCUCUUAAAUCAAGUGCUACAGAUUUAUAGAAGAGCAGCAGCUGGGAUGAGGCUAAUCGACACACAUUUUUUUUCCCCCCCAUUCAUUACCACCCAGCACUGGAUGACUGUUAAUUUUGCCUGUUUCGUUUGGCCGUUAUUUUCAGCGCCAAACCCACAUGGUGGAGGAGUGUUGUCAGUUUGGACGGCGGCUAAACGACAGCGUUAAGAGCACGCAGUUAUCCGAGAUACACUUAUCCCCCUGAAAUUUUCUUUAUUAGAAGCGGCAGAGUAAGGUUUUGUAUCCUCAGCCACAGUGAAGGAGGCAGGUGCUGAGAUGCGGGUUUGACAGUUUCACGCUGAUUUUGUAAUGUGGAAGUGGACGCCCCCUAGUGGCUGCCAUUGUGCAGCGGGAUUCCCCCCGAAUUCUCUGGACUGUCUGUCUCUCCUUGGUGGCACGGUGACACCUCAUGCCGUUACCGCUAAUGAACGUGCUUGUCUGGUGUCCCCGGGAUUAACGUGCGGGGCAUGUUUGAGACGUCUGGCUGUACAGCUACGUCCUAAAAAGACGGAGUGAGUGACUGGUUCGUGUCUUGCCUCUAGCUGUUUUGACAUUCACCAUCGGGGUUGUUAAAGCGUGGGGGUGGCGUAUUGGUGUGUUGCACAGAUAUCGUCCAUGAAUACCAGACCUUGCCAUCUUCUGUUAUUUAUUAUCAAACUACAAAUAUAUAUGGUGAAAUUUAAACAUAGAGAAUGUAAAGGGACAGCAUUAGCAACACGGAAAGGACAGGAUGUGCAUCUACUUAUACUGACUCGCUAGAUUUUUCCUUGGAGGAUGUAAAGUAUAUUUUAAAAUAUGGGAAGAUGAGCCAAGCUGAUAAUCAGACUGCGUCCUGCGCAGGACUGGGCUCAGCAUCCUGGCAGUUCUGCUGCUGGUCUGGAGGACACCCGGACCCACAGGCUAGGCGGCAACCUUGACAGAUCGCCCUGCACCCCAGCCUUGUACCGAUCCACGUCUGUCCCAGGUCCUAAAAAUCACAACGGUCUUAUUUUAUUUUAUUUGGGGAAUCGUGAACAAUUCCGCUAACUCAUUUGUAGUAUUACGGUCUUGUAUCUUAAAGGCUACAUCUACUGAGGACCAAGGAUUAUGACCUCAUGAUGUUCUGUCUUGUACAGGCCAAUGGCAUCUCAUACCAUGUCUGAAGACACUGAGAUCACAUAAAUAGGCGGAAUCGAUUUUUUUUAAAAAAUGACACUCUUUUGCCUCAGAUAUCCAGUUAUUCAUAUAGUCAAAUCUAAUAUCCUCAGUAGCCAUUUUAGAAACAUAAAGUACUGCUCCUUCCCGAUUGGAUAAUACUGCAGGUAUCACAUGGGUAGUAAUUCUGGAAACCUGAGCUGUGGUUAUGGCAAAUCCCAGUAACUAGUUCAAACGAGGAGAUCAGAGGGUACUGAACCUCAAGUGACGUCAAGCAAGCUACAGACAGAGCGGUGGUCAGCUGUACAUGCAGUGCGCGUUACAGGUCCUUCCGUGUUUCGGAAGUGCAGUUCUAUUAUACGAUAGAGGCAAAAGCCAGGUCUGGCCUUGCAUGAUACCUAGAUACACCUAAUUUUCACCGUUGUCCAGUUUGAGAGCUCUAAAGGACAAUUUUUACAGUUUGUAAUGUUUUUUUUUUUGCCUUAUGACUGAACAAAAAAACAUCAGAAGAAAGCCUUGCAUUAUUCCAUCAAAAAGGCUUCGUGAAUCCUUUAAAAUGAAUGCAGGUAUGGGCGCUCAAUGUUUAAAAAAAGAAAAAAGAAGAAAAAACUUUUGUUUUACGGCUACCAUUAGACAACAACUAAUAAUAUUGUAACAGAACUCAAGGAAGGGAAUUACUUGAAAUGGAAUUAUAUCAAUAAAUUUGAUCAUUGA
Messenger RNA from Paramormyrops kingsleyae, 4115 nucleotides. Its product is annotated as TLC domain-containing protein 4-B-like. Gene Ontology annotation, biological process: lipid homeostasis. Gene Ontology annotation, cellular component: endoplasmic reticulum; membrane. The record is from RefSeq and is a predicted model, not a curated record. NCBI's taxonomy places the organism in Eukaryota, Metazoa, Chordata, Actinopteri, Osteoglossiformes, Mormyridae.